This is a messenger RNA of Dreissena polymorpha, 7160 nucleotides long. RefSeq lists its product as uncharacterized. Gene Ontology annotation, molecular function: protein binding. The record is from RefSeq and is a predicted model, not a curated record. Lineage: Eukaryota; Metazoa; Mollusca; Bivalvia; Myida; Dreissenidae. The coding region runs from base 158 to 6649 and encodes 2163 amino acids. The transcript is spliced from 53 exons.
ACGAUAGCAUCUUUAAAUGUAGCACAUGUAAUAAAAUAACCACAAAUUUACCAUGUUUAUUUGAAGCUUAUAGGAAUGAUGUAUGCGUUUCUGAAUUAAUCAGUUUUAAAGUCAGCACUACUUCAGGUCAUCAAAAUGUAAGAUUUAAGAAAUUGCUAUGGGGAGCCAAGAAUUUUUGUCUGGCCUUCGAGAUGAUAGGCGGACAUUUCGUUAUGGAACAAACAGAAUGGUUGAGAUCGCUCUACAACAUGAGCUUGAUGAUGUUGCAAAAAAAUCAGUUGAUGAAAUUGUCAUUAAAAAGGAAUUAGAACAAAGGAAGCCAAUCAACAAUGAAGAAUAUACUUCCAGGAGGUUACGGCCAGCUUUUGUACCCCAAAAAAGAACAAAGAAGAUCAAGUUAGAGCCAGUGUUCCAUGAUGACCUACUGAAAAUGAAACCAAAGGCCCCACAGUUCAUGUUAAUACCAAAUAUUCCACCCUACAACCCCUUGGACAAGUUUGGAAAUCUCAAAGACUUUGCUGACGACAAAGUCAGGACCUACCCUUACACCAGGGAAAACACUGUCACAACACAGGUUAUGCGGGAAGCGAAGGUGACCUCUCUUGGAGUUUUACCAACAAGGAAAAGCUCGGAGGUGAAUACAUUGAAGGUUAUCAUGGAAGGAAGGCCCGUUAAAGAGAGCGGGGACUUGGCUCUUCAUGAAAUACAAGAGGCUAACCUGGUGCGCUCGGACACCCCGGGCACUCCAAACGAGGCAAACUUGCCUCUGGAACCUAACCUUGAGGAUGAUGGUGUGCCGCAGAAAAAGCCCGCAAUUCUGGGAUCCGAGGGAACGUCGAGGAAAGUGGCCAUGGCUGUACGACCGCCCAAACAGGCGCCCAAGUCGACUCUGAAAAGAAGGGUCAGAGGAGUGAGAAGUGGCGCCAGAAGUGGAGCAGACUCUCUGCAAAGUGAGGAGAUUGUUCUACCGGACGCAAAGGUGUAUGAUAAAUAUGCCUCAGCCAUCGCUGACAUUGACCGUGACCUUGAAGAUGUGAUGACAGCCGUGCGAGAGCACAGUGGCGUGGAGCUGGUUGUUCCAACUGGGGGAGAUGAAGGGCGAAAAAGUGGCGCCAUUUCAGAAGCGGCAAAGUCUGUUCAUGACAUGCUGGAGGAAGCCAAGAAAAUUGCCUCUCCUGGCGCUGAACCGGUCCACAAGAUGAGAAAAUCACCGCGGAGACGGGGGGUGGAAAUCAAGAAAGAUGGGAAAAAGGGGAAAGGUGAAAAAGGCAAGAAGCAUGCGGAUGAAGCCAAAGACGCAGGACAACGUACAGAGCGAACCGUUGAUGAAAUUAUUGCCUCACUACGGAGUCAAUCCAGAGCUGGCCAGCAGUCUGAGGCUGAUCGCAAAAUUCAAGAGAUCAUGGAUAGAGUCAUGUCGCGGUCCAGCGUAAACACUGGUGAGGCAACUCAAGAUGACAGACCAGGACUUUUGCAGUUUCCUGAUUCAGCCAAAUCAUUUGGGGCACUAAUGCCCUCACCGUCCGCUGCAUCAACACCCUAUGACCCGACACCCAGCCCCAGGCUGGGCUCUAGUUACUCAGAGAAGAAGGACAGUGACCUUCAAGAAACCAUUGAGGAGGAGACAGAAACAGAUAAAUCGGAUGAACAAGACCUCAAGGAUGCAAACAAGUACUUGGAAGAAAGAAUGGACACGGUUCAGGUGCCUCCGGUUCCCCCCUCCACAGCUCAGAAGCCUCCUGAAGUGGAGCCGCUGGACUUUGGGUUCUCGGAUGAUGAGAGGGAAGAUGUGGUGGACAUACAAAAGGCAUGGGAAGACUUAAACAUGCCGGAUAUAACACAUGAGGAAUUGGUGGGAAUAUCCGGGAAACCGGCACCAUUGGAAGGCCGACACCCACCAUUACCAGGCUUCCGAACUUCUGAAAUCCCCGUCCAUUCCAAUUCUGUGUCCUUUUUGUCGGCUUGGAAACCUGUUGCCGAGAAACGAAAGCGGGAGGGCGACGUUGAGGAAGAAAAGCGUCCUUCAAAGAGUGUCCAUCACUUUUGCACAGUGACAACUGAGUACCAGUUGCCUGAAGAGUUUGUAAAUGUUGGCAGAAAGUACCACACUCCAAGCAGGUUUCACUUCGCUAUGCCAGACCAGAAAUACAGGUUUGGCAGCAGAGGUCCGACCCCAGCCGGUCAGACAAUGACUGACCUGAGUGGUGCGUCUGCUGCUGAUGUGGAGGCAAGGAGGAUGUCGGCCGCCGCACGACGCAUCCUGCAGAAGGUGGAGGAAGAGGGAGACAACAGCCUUGAUGCCUGGAAACAGCGUGCCCAGCAAGUGUUUGAAAGUGGCACUGACUCCAUUGUAGCCCAAGGCCAGCUGGUUUCCAACCAGUAUAAUGAGUCAAGACUCUACUGGGAACCGGCCCCACCCAAACUGGAUGUGGCACCAGCCAAGGUCAAGGACAUCUUGUUCCCAGAAUACCAGCGUCCCACAGUGGGUGUGCAGUCCCAGGAGCUCCAGGAAGUGAUGGAGGAAUCUUCUAGCAGUGAGGAAGAGGAGAUGGAGGCAGAGAUCACUGAGGAUGACAAGCAGUGCAUGGAGCAGACUAAUAGGAUUCUUCUGAGGAGGUACAAAUCCACUGAGGACCUGACCGAGCUGAAGCGAGCCAGUAACCAGCGCGAGGAAGAGAUACAGGCCGGGAGACUUUACCCAUACGAGGAACGAAUCAUCAUUCUCACGGAGAAAGAAAAAGCAGAACAGUUGAAGCAACAAGUCCUAGAGGACAAGGAGGUGGCAGUGGUGAAGAAAGUACCAGCGGACGAACUCUUGCCAUACUUUGUACCCUGGAGACGUUCCACGUCAGCCCCUGACUUGGUGGAAGAGGAGGAUGACACUCUGAUGGUGGCGCAGGACUACAACAAUGCCAUGGAGGAGAUACAGCAGCAGAAGACUCACAUCCGCCAGUGGAAGCUGCAGCAGAAGAGAGACAGGCAGCAGAAAGAGCGGGAACAACAGCUGGCAGAAAUGCAGCAGAUGCAGGAGGAGGAGUCCAUUGCACAGUUGCAGAGAGUGGACCCACAAGAAUAUCAGCCAGAUAUCCUGAAAGUGCAUCAACCUAAGGAUGAGCCCACACCAGCAGAGCUUGCAUUGGCUGCAGGCAGAGCCUAUGUUAUAUUGCCUAAGAAGAAAAAGAAGGCUAGAUCAAGUAUCAGCAUGGCACGGUUGGACGACAUUGAAAAAUUCCUGAAGAAGAAGCCACGUAAACUGAAGCGAACCGAGUCGAUGAUCAGGAUACCCAAACCUAUAGAGCGGGAAUUGCGUGUACCACAACGUGUGAGAGAAGGAUCUCGUAGAAGUUUGCCUGACAUCUUCAGCUUUGAGGACUACUCGAGACGCAAGGGAAAAAAGAAGGAGGCAGACACGCGUGAGUGGGUACGUGACAUCUGGAACACGUGGUUUGACGAGGUGUACCCGCCCACCCCGGAGGACUCUGACUAUGAGGAAGAGGAGGAGCUUACUGAAGAACAGCUGGCUGAGAAGGAGGAGGAGGAGAAGAAGAAGAAAAGGAAAGAUUCCCUAUCAAGCAGUGUCCCAGAGGGCAUGGAGUACAUAGAGCCUGUCACAGAGUCUGAAGAAACACUAGAGGUCUAUCAGAUCAUCAUGGAAGAGAUAGAAAAACUCACUGGUGACAUGAUUAAGGCAACUAAACCAAAGGCGUUUGAUUUCUGUCGCAGGGGAGCUCUCUACAGAAAGAUUGGAUACAUAAAGGCUGCAGAGGAAGAUUUGAGCAAAGCCAUUGUGAUGGAGCCCCUGUUACUGGACGCCUACUGGCACCGCCAUCUCCUGUACGUGCUUCAGGACAGAAAGAAGGAAGCACUGGACGACCUCACCUUCAUCCUGAAACACACGAAAACACACGCCGGCGCUUACAGAUCCAUGGCGGAGAUAUACAAGCGCCAAGAUGACAUCACCAUGGCGAUCGUGAAUUAUACGCAGGCCAUCAAACUGAACCCCCGUGAUCAUGAGGCUUUCUUCGCUAGAGCCGAAUGCUACGAGAAACGCGGUGACAUGCUACUGGCUCUUGAAGAUUACUCCUCGUGCACGAAGAUUGCCCCGUUUAGGACCGACGCCAUUUUGAAACAUGGAAUGUACUACUUUGAGAAUAGGAGCUGGAACAAUGCAAUUCAUGACUUCACAGACCUUCUCAAGGUGGACCCGCUUAAUGCAUCUGCACGUGUGCUUCGAGGCCGGGCCUACGCGGCCAUGGGACAGUGGAGCCCAGCAGUGGAGGACCUCUCGGCUGCCAUACACCUCGACCCAAACAACUGGCAGGCAUUCUACCAUCGGGCAUGUAUCCUGAGGAAGGCACACCCAAAACGCGCUCUCCAUGACUACAGCGUUUCAUUACUUAUCAAUGACUCUGAAGAGAAUAUCAGCUCGUACCUGCACAGGGGGAUCUUGUACAACGCCAUAGGUAGGCCAGACGACGCAAUGCCAGACUUUGAGAGUGUGCUGAAGCUGAACAAAGACAAUGCUUGCGCUCACGUCAACCUAGGGCUCAUCAUGAUGAACCACUAUGAUAACUACCAUAGAGCCAUCAAGCGCUUCACCUCUGCUAUCAAGGUAGACCCAACAUACGUGAGGGCCUAUGUGUGCAGGGGUGAGGCCUACCACAAGAUUCAUGAGUUGAAGUUAGCCCUGCGUGAUUUCACCCGAGCUAUCCAUCUGCGACCAGAUGUCCACCACUACUAUAUGUACCGGGGCCAGUUACUGCUAGAGCUGGGUAACCUUGACCUUGCAGCUUUCUGUGUGAAACAUGCCUCAGAGAUCAGCAGCAAUUCCUCAAUGGGACAGCGUCCCACCCAACAAGCCGUGGUCCACUCAUUCUUGAAGAACUACGACAAGGCCGUGGAUGCCCUGAUGACGUCCACUCGCUCCAACCCGAAGCCGUCUAUGUACAUGCUGCUAGGCAAGACCCAGAUGAAGGCCAAGAAAUUUGAGGAUGCCGUCAGCAGCUUUGCCUUGGCCCUCAGUCUCUAUAAAGAGCAAUUUACAACGCAGAAACCUUGGAAAGCGCGUGACCCAUGGCCCAUAGAGGCUGCAGACACUCACUACCUGAUUGGUCAGUGCCACAUGGAGCUGCACAACUUCACGCAGGCCCUUGACGCGUUCACAGACGCCAUCAAACUGAACCCGAAUAUGGCUGAGGCCCUGUAUCAGCGAGGCAUGGCCCGCAUGAAGCUGAAGAUGUCAAAGGGUAUCCAGGACUUCAACCGAGCAUUGGCCCUCAAUCCCACCAUCUUCCAGGCCUACCUAUCGCGGGCCUGCUUCUACGGCAGCAAGGGCAACUACACCAAGGCCAUCCUCAACUGCAACGAGGCCAUUAAGCUGCAGCCCAAGAGUGUUCGGGCUUACCUUUAUAGGGGAGCUCUGAAGUACCAUAUCAAGGCUUAUGAGUUGGCCAUAUGGGACCUGAGCAAGGCAGCUGGUAUUGACAGCACGUGCGCCCUUGCCUACUUCAACAGGGCAGUCUGCUAUCAAGAGAACAGAGACUACCAGAAGGCGCUGACUGACUAUGGAAUAGUCCUGCUUAUUGGUGACUCACUGAAGUUGAAGGUGCUAAUAAACCGUGGUCUUCUGUACUUUGAGAAGAAAGACUUCCAGAAUGCGCUCUAUGACUUCCAACUGUCUGCCAACAUCAGUCCAAAUGAUCACAAGAUCCUUCAUUCUCUCGGUCUCUGCUAUCACAAACUUGGUCAGCUCCAGGAAGCUGUGAAGACGUUCACACUGUGUGUGAAGAGUCAGCCAUUCUUCCUUGAUGGUAUUAUUGCUCGCGGCAAUGUCUACAUGGACUACGGCCACGAGCAGGGACUUAGAUACGCUAUGCGGGACUAUGAGAGAGUGUUACGUCUGGACCCAAUGAACCUUCCUGCUCGCGUGAACUUGGCCUACACACUGCAGGUGGCUGGACACUUCAUGCAGGCCUGGCGUCAGUUCACAACCGCUCUUGAUAUGAAACCAAACUACAAGCCAGCCCUGGAAGGCAGGUCCAUUAUAAACCUGCAGAUGAGUGACACGUUUGCAGCCUUCCAGGACAUCAACCACGCAGUGAAGGUGAACCCCACAGCCGAACUGCUAACCAACCGAGGGGUCAUACACCAGUUCAUGGGAGACCAUGUGAAUGCAGUUCGAGACUACAAGUUGGCCUUGGAGUUAGACCCAACAUACGCGCUAGCCCACUUUAACGCUGGCAACGUGUACUUCCAUACCAGACACUUCUCACAGGCCCUUGACAGCUACAAUAAAACAGUGAAGUACAACCCCAAGGACGAGUCUGCACUCCUUAACAGGGCUAUCACCAGGGUUCUACUGAAGGACUCUAAGGGGGCUCUCGAUGAUUUCCGGGCUGCCAUCAAGCUGAGUCCCUACUCAGCACACAUGUAUCUCAACCGCGGUAACCUGUACGCCUCCACCCAACAGUUUGAACUGGCUGAGAAAGACUACACCAAAGCCCUGGACCUCCAGCCUGACGAUCCUCUCGUGUUGAAGAGGCGAGCAGACGUCAGGGGAAAACUUGGCAAGAAAGAGGCUGCUAUCAGUGACUACCGGCAGGCUAUUGAGCUGCAGGGGAGAAUUGAGUACCUCAACCAGGGGAAAUAACUCUUUAAAGAGUGUCAACACAUUGAUUCAUGCCCUUGUAUGCUUUUUGUUCAGUUUUGAACUUUCGAUUCAAUGGCUGGUCUUAAGUUGUAUAGAUGCUUUUGAUGUUUUUGUUGUGUGUUUCUUCUUUUUGUGUGCAUUUAACGUACAUGCUUUUUUGAAUGACUGAAAUAGAUGCUGUUGCUUGUAUUAAUAUUACCAUGAAGACAGUAGAUACAUAUUUUCUAGAUGACUUCAAAUUGAAUACACCAUGAAGAGUAUGAUGUUAUAAAGAAUUGCAAUAUGGUAUGAUGUAUGUUGCUUGAUCGCAUUUACACGUAAUAGUUUAUUACUAUUUUGUUGAAUACACAAAUACAUAUCUGUGUUGGGUUUGCUUCAUACAAAUAUAUUUAUUGCAUUACACAUGUACCGCUAAUUGAAAGUAAAUUAUGGAACAUUUUAUUUAUAAUUUCUAUGACAACUGUGAUAAAUAUAUCCUUGUUUCACAUUUCAAAAUAAACGUUUAAUGUUU